Messenger RNA from Terrapene triunguis (Three-toed box turtle), 7519 nucleotides. RefSeq names its product microtubule associated monooxygenase, calponin and LIM domain containing 3 (gene MICAL3). Lineage: Eukaryota; Metazoa; Chordata; Testudines; Emydidae. The record is from RefSeq and is a predicted model, not a curated record. The transcript is spliced from 40 exons. The coding region runs from base 91 to 6843 and encodes 2250 amino acids. Gene Ontology annotation, molecular function: protein binding; FAD binding.
GUGGCUGGGCAGAGCAACAUCAGGAAGGCCACCAGACUGGAAGAGCACAGCUGACCCCACACCAACUAGGGCAGCUGUUGAGUGAGAAGCAUGGAGGAAAGCAGGAAUGAGAAGGUGAACCAAGCCCACAUUCUCUUCGACAGAUUUGUCCAGGCCACAACCUGUAAGGGGACUCUGAAAGCUUUCCAAGAGCUUUGUGACUACCUAGAGCUAAAGCCCAAGGACUAUCGUUCUUUCUAUCAUAAACUCAAGUCCAAGCUCAACUACUGGAAAGCCAAAGCCCUCUGGGCCAAGAUAGACAAGAGGGGCAGCCACAAAGACUACAAGAAGGGGAAAGCAUGCGCCAACACGAAGUGUCUCAUAAUUGGGGCUGGACCCUGUGGCCUUCGUACAGCCAUCGACCUGUCCUUACUAGGAGCCAAGGUGGUGGUUAUAGAAAAGCGGGAUGCCUUCUCUCGCAACAAUGUGCUGCACCUGUGGCCAUUCACCAUACACGACUUGCGGGGCCUUGGUGCCAAAAAGUUCUACGGCAAGUUCUGCGCAGGAGCCAUCGAUCACAUCAGUAUCCGUCAGCUCCAGCUCAUCCUCUUGAAGGUUGCCUUGAUCUUGGGAAUAGAGAUCCAUGUCAACGUGGAAUUCCAGGGGCUUGUCUAUCCCCCUGAGGACCAGGAGAAUGAGAGGAUAGGCUGGCGUGCACAGGUCCACCCGAAAACACACCCGGUGUCAGAGUACGAAUUUGAAGUGGUCAUUGGAGGAGAUGGCAGGAGGAACACUUUAGAAGGGUUUCGUCGGAAGGAGUUCCGUGGUAAACUGGCAAUUGCUAUCACAGCAAACUUCAUCAAUCGCAACACCACAGCCGAAGCCAAAGUGGAGGAGAUCAGUGGUGUGGCCUUCAUAUUUAACCAGAAGUUCUUCCAGGAUCUGCGAGAAGCCACAGGUAUUGACUUGGAGAACAUUGUCUACUACAAAGAUGACACUCACUACUUCGUCAUGACUGCCAAAAAGCAGAGUUUGCUGGACAAAGGGGUGAUACUGCAUGACUACGCGGACACAGAGCUGUUACUCUCACGGGAGAAUGUGGACCAGGAGGCUUUGCUCAACUAUGCCAGGGAAGCAGCUGACUUUUCUACCAAUCAGCAGCUGCCAUCACUGGACUUUGCCAUCAAUCACUAUGGGCAACCUGAUGUGGCCAUGUUUGACUUCACCUGUAUGUACGCAUCAGAGAAUGCAGCGAUGGUGCGAGAGCAGAAUGGUCACCAGUUGCUCGUGGCACUGGUUGGAGACAGUCUGUUAGAGCCAUUCUGGCCGAUGGGAACUGGAAUAGCCAGGGGCUUUCUGGCUGCCAUGGAUUCUGCUUGGAUGGUACGAAGCUGGUCUCAGGGAACUAGCCCUUUGGAGGUCCUCGCAGAGAGGGAAAGCAUUUACAGGCUGCUGCCUCAGACCACCCCUGAGAAUGUGAGUAAAAACUUCAGCCAAUACAGCAUCGAUCCUGUCACCCGGUAUCCCAAUAUCAACGUCAACUUCCUGCGGCCAAACCAGGUGCGCCACUUGUAUGAUACAGGAGACCUGAAAGACAUUCACCUGGAAAUAGAGAACUUGGUGAACUCCAGGACACCAAAGCUGACGCGGAAUGAGUCUGUAGCUCGGUCCAGCAAACUGCUUGGUUGGUGCCAAAGGCAGACUGAUGGGUAUGCUGGUGUGAAUGUAACAGAUCUCACAAUGUCAUGGAAGAGUGGCCUAGCCUUGUGUGCUAUUAUCCACAGAUACCGUCCUGACUUGAUAGACUUUGAUUCUCUAGAUGAACGCAAUGUGGAGAAGAAUAACCAGCUGGCAUUUGACAUUGCUGAAAAGGAGUUUGGAAUCUCUCCUAUCAUGACUGGAAAGGAAAUGGCAUCUGUUGGGGAGCCAGACAAGUUGUCCAUGGUGAUGUACCUCACACAGUUCUAUGAGAUGUUCAAGGAUUCCAUCCCUUCCAGUGAGACUCUGGAUCUGAACGCAGAAGAGAAAGCUGCACUGAUUGCCAGUACCAAGUCUCCAAUCUCUUUUCUUAGCAAACUGGGGCAGAGCAUCUCAAGGAAACGAACUCCAAAGGAUAAAAAGGAGAAGGAACUGGAUGGUGCAGGAAAGAGGAGAAAGACCAGCCAGUCAGAGGACGAGGAAGCCCCCCGAAGCUAUAGGGAGGAGAGGCCCACACUUGUGAGCGCCCUGACAGAAAGGAGAAUCGAUGCUGCCAUCGGGAACCAGAACAAGGUGAAGUCCAUGGCAACCCAGCUGCUGGCCAAAUUCGAGGAGAAUGCACCAGUGCAGUCCACAGGCUUACGGAGAAAGCCUGUCCUGCCUUAUCAGGAACGUGUUCACAACCAGCUAUCCUGCAGACAGCGAGAGCAGGGCCGCCUUGCUCCCAUGCCUCAGUGGAAACAGCUGAGGACUAAGGAGCGUUCACGGACCUGCCCUAAAAAAGUGAUCACGCUCUCUCCUUCCUCUUCUCCACCUUCCUCUCCAUGGUAUCCCAGCCAGCAGACAAACAGGGAGCCUGGUGCUGACCCCCCUGGGGAGCAGAGUCCCAGACAGGAAAGGAGAUCUCCUCAGGUUUUUUUUGGUGACCAAGUGCCUGAGCAAGCACUGAAUGUUGAGCAGAGGGCAUGCCAACUGGCUGCCCUCCUGGAGCCGAGGCCGACAAUCAGGCAUCAGCCAGAGACUGAACCGUCUCGUCGAUUCUUUGUUGACCAGUGGGAGCGCUCCCUUAGCCUCCGCACUUCCAACCGCCCUUCUUCACCCUCAUCUGACUCCCUUCGACAGAAGUAUAUAAAGAUGUACACAGGCGGAGUGAGCUCAUUGGCUGAGCAGAUAGCCAAUCAGCUUCAAAGGAAAGAACAGCCUAAAACCCUUCUAGACAAGAAGGAACUGGGCUCACUCAAGAAGGAGUUCCCCCAGAAUUUGGGAGGCAGUGAUGUCUGUUACUUCUGCCGCAAGCGGGUCUACGUGAUGGAAAGGCUGAGUGCUGAAGGCAAGUUCUUCCACCGCAGCUGCUUCAAGUGCGAAUACUGCGCCACCACCCUGCGCUUAUCAUGUUACGCCUAUGACAUUGAAGAUGGUAAAUUCUACUGUAAACCUCACUACUGUUACCGACUCUCUGGUUAUGCUCAAAGGAAGAGACCAGCAGUGGGUCCUCUGUCAGGAAAGGACAACAAAGGAUCCCUGCAGGAAGCCAUGGCAGCUGAAGCAAGUGGACGGGCAAAUUCCAUAGCCAUUUCGGCAGAGAGGACUCCAGGUCCUAAUGUCAAUGGAUUGGAGGAGCCCAGCCUGGCCAAGAGGCUGCGUGGCACGCCUGAGCGCAUUGAGCUGGAGAAUUACCGGCUGUCGCUGCAGCAGGAAGAGGAACUGGAAGAGGUUCCCGAGGAGACCCUGGCAGAGCAUAACCUGAGCAGUGUAUUAGACAAAAGAACAGAAGAGGAUGUACCCAGCAGUAGUUCAGAAUCCGAGAUGGAGGAAGAGGAGGAGGAGGAAGAGGAGGAACCGGGGCAGCCACAGCUGCCCACCUCAGACCUGGGAGGCGUGCCAUGGAAAGAGGCUGUGCGAAUCCAUGCCCUUUUGAAGGGAAAGAACGACGAAGAGCCUGAAAGUCAGAAAAACCACGAGGCUGAAGCCCGGGAAGAGGAAGAAGAGGAGGACGAAGAGUCUAGUGAAGCUGGAAACCUGAGGCUACAGCAGAUUGUAAAUCCGAUUGAUCCCCUGGAGAUCCUGGCAGAUGUGCACUGGACACACAUCCGCGAGAAAGAGGAGGAGGAAAAAAUGGUCCCAAUUUCAAAGUCCUCCACCUCCAGAGCAUCCGACCUUCCCUCCGUACGCCUUGAGGCGGUGCAGGCAUGGCUGGAGACGGUCUCUGGAGCCCCAUUUGAGGAGAAUGAAGUGGAGGAUGAGGUGGGCACAGAACCAGCAGAUACAGAAGGGGAAGCAGGCGAAGAUGGAGACACAGGUGCAGAGCUGGAUGAUGAUCAAAGAUGGUCAGAUGACACCCCAUCUGAUGCAGAAGAUGAGUGUCACUUACCUCAAGGGGACAUGGAAGAGCCAGAAUUGAAAGUCUCUGAGGAUGAGGGUGAGCGAGAGGCCGCUGCUCCCUGCAGUCUGACAGACGAUCCAUGCAAACCCUCUACCCCCAUCUGGUCACCCAAUGAGACCGCUGUUCCUCUGUCCCCAGUUGGUAGUCCCAGUGCAGAACAAAUAGAGAAGGUAAAGGAUCCCCUCACGGCACUGCCCUGCAUGGACAAAUCUCCAGAGACACGCUUUUUUCCUGAACCAUUCCUCCUUGAAGAAAGUCCAAAAGAUGAAAUCCUUGAAGAUCAGAAAGUUAAAAGCCCUUCUGUCUCUCUCUCUCCAAUACGGUCCCAACCAGUUGCAUUGCCAGAAGCCAUCACACCUACAUCACCAGUGCAGUCUCAGACAGCAACACCUAUGUUGGCUUCAUCCUCCCCCUCUGCCCAGUUGCCUAUCUGUUCCCAGCCUUUGCCGUCUGCUGAAGCAUCCAUUCCAUCUCCAGUGGAACCUCCAGUGUGCUUUCAGCCUGUACCAGCCUUAACAUCCACCCCUCUGGCCCAACUUGCCCUGAAGAGCCAAGAUAAUGAGGUGGAAAAAUUGGGGAGCCCUACUACUGCAGAAGAAGCCCUGAAACGGAAUAACCUCGUAGAGGAGUUCUGGAUGAAGAGUGCUGAAAUCCGGAGGAGUCUGGGGCUCACUCCAGUGAACAGAAGCAAAGGGUCAGAGCCUAGCUUCACUGUCUCAGCCCUUGAGUCAGCUCCGCUGAGUGUUUCAGAGGAGGGGAUCCAUCUUCUAAAACCCCAGCCUGCCCCAAGAAGGCUGAUCAUGUCCAAACUAGACAGUGAGCAGAUGUCUCUGCUGACUCCAAAAUCUCCCUCGGACAAAGAGCUGAAGAGUUCCAAUGAAGUAAAGAGAGACUUAUCCAGCAGCUCUGGAUUGGGUCUGCAUGGGAGCUCAUCCAACAUGAGGACAUUGGCCAGCCAGAGCUUCAAUACUUCCGACUCCACUAUGCUCACUCCACCAUCAAGCCCUCCCCCACCACCUCCUCAAAAUGAAGCACCAGCAACUUUGCGUAGAAAGAGGCAUCAGACAAUUUGGCAGAAUGAGUCAGAGUCUAAACCAGCAACAGCACCGACACCUCCUGCACCCUCACCUUAUGAGCACAACCCGCCUGCCAAAGAGUCAACCCAGACCUCAAAAGAAGAGGUGCGGAAGUCAUUUGUGGAGAGUGUGGAUGAGAUUCCAUUUGCUGAUGAUGUGGAAGACACUUACGAUGAGAGAACUGAGGAUACAAGUCUUCAUGAGAAGUUCUUUACACCCCCUACCAGUAGGCCAAGGCCAGAGAAGCCUCUUCACCUGCCAUUGGUCAAAGAGAAUGGUGGACCACCAUCAAUGGAAGGAGGAGCGAACCAAAGAAAGAGAGUGCUGCCUCAAAUCUCUCCAGAAGCCAAGGAGCUAGCUGAGGAAAGAAUGAGAGCCAGAGAGAAGUCUGUAAAGAGUCAGGCAUUGCGGGAUGCCAUGGCUAAGCAGUUGUGUAAGAUGAAAGAUCUGGAGGCAGCUGCAGCUGCUGGGGCCACCAAGGCACGAAAAGCCUCCUCCAUGCCCUUGAAGCCCAAAGAGAGGGUUUUUGAGUCCUCAGCACGUUUGGCCAUGAAAGUAGCAGAGGGCCCCACGCUGAAACAUGAUGCUGCUAAUGAAAGGUUCCUCUCCCCCCCUGCUGACGUUGCUGGGCCCGAAGGGUCCGUCACCUCCUCAGAGGGCUCCAGUGGGAAAAGUAAGAAAAGGACUUCUCUCUUCUCCCCUCGUAAGAACAAAAAGGAGAAGAAAUCCAAGAAUGACAGCCGGCUUUCUGACAAAUCCAGUGGCCUGGCCGAGGAAGCCACCAAGCCCAGAUCAUUGUGGAAGUCUGUUUUCUCUGGAUAUAAGAAAGACAAGAAGAAAAAGACUGAUGACAAAUCCUGCCCUAGCACUCCCUCAAGUGGUGCCACAGUGGACUCUGGGAAGCACAAGGUCUCUCCAAUGGUUAGAGCAGCAGAUUUGCAGCUCCGUCGACACUUGAGUUUCUCAGAGGACUCUGACCUCUCCAGUGAUGACGUUCUCGAACGAUCUUCUCAGAAAUCCAAGCGAGAGUCGAUUUAUGUACCACACGCCCUGGCAUUCAAGAGAUCAUAUUCGUCAAAGAGAGCCUACACUGAGGAGGAGCUGAACGCCAAACUGACCAGGCGAGUGCAGAAAGCUGCCCGGCGACAAGCCAAGCAGGAGGAACUAAAGAGGUUACACAGAGCCCAGAUCAUCCAACGGCAGCUGGAGCAGGUAGAAGAGAAACAGAGGCAGCUGGAGGAGAGGGGGGUUGCAGUGGAGAAGGCCCUUAGAGGAGAAGCAGUUGAGCCCAAUGCCGGGACACCACGUCGUAGACCUCUCUCCUUCUGCCCUUGCUGUGCCCAUGAAGGCAUGGGAAAGAAGGAUGAUCCAAAGCUGAUGCAGGAGUGGUUCAAGCUGGUGCAGGAGAAGAAUGCUUUGGUGCGCUACGAGUCUGAGCUGAUGAUAUUUGCUCGAGAAUUGGAGCUGGAAGACAGGCAGAGCCGGUUACAGCAGGAACUCCGGGAGAGGAUGGCAGUGGAAGAUCACCUGAAAACAGAUGAGGAGCUGUCAGAAGAGAAGAGGAUCCUGAACGAGAUGCUAGAAGUUGUGGAGCAGAGAGACUCUCUGGUGGCCCUCCUUGAGGAGCAGCGGCUUCGAGAAAAAGAGGAGGACAAGGACCUGGAAGCUGUUAUGCUGUCCAAGGGCUCUAGCUUGAACUGGUCCUGAGCUAAGAUACUCACCGCUGCUGGUCUGUGCUAUCCAGUUGGCCUACCGCUGAGUUUGCCAGAACUACCUGGAUCGAGAAAUCUUGAGGGGGAAACCUUGUUAAGGGUUCUGCAGCAUGCAGGAAUUCAGUUUGAAGCACCCAGAAGCCUUUUGAUAAGUGGGUUUGGUUCUAGAGGCUUGGGUCCCACACAACGUCUGCAAACCAAGCUGAAGACGAUGGCCUGAGAUUGCACAGUCUCCUUGGAGUCCUGUACAAGGGGCCAUUAGGAUUUGUGAUAUGAGGGGAAAGGGUAAACUUUUUGUGGAGGGAUUUAUUACCUUUUAAUGGGGAAAAACCCUUAACCAAACUGGAUUUGCUGCAAUCUGAUCUCUCUCCCUUUUUCACUAUUAGCAUUUUUUAAUAAGAGGGAGAGAAAUGGCUACCCUCUCCUGAAAACCACAGCAGCCUGUAGCAGUCCUUGAGGGAGUUAACCAGCUAAAGGAGAGCUCCCGAAGCCCAGAGCAGCACCUUCUUUGUUUUAUUCUUCCUCCCCACCAAAGAAACAAACCUGAGGCGACCAUUAUGCAUGGAUGUGAAGGAACACUGGAAAGAGAAAACAUUGGUGGUGUGUUUGUUUGAAACCUCUUCUGUCCAUCCUGGCUUUUGAGGAGACAAGGGCCUCAGAGGACACACACU